This is a messenger RNA of Colletotrichum acutatum, 891 nucleotides long. RefSeq lists its product as uncharacterized. The transcript has 2 exons. The coding region runs from base 1 to 891 and encodes 296 amino acids. The record is from RefSeq and is a predicted model, not a curated record. NCBI's taxonomy places the organism in Eukaryota, Fungi, Ascomycota, Sordariomycetes, Glomerellales, Glomerellaceae.
AUGCCUGAUUCCACUUCGAACUCUGCUUCGGACUCUGCUUCGGACUCUGGCUCAGAGUCUGCCUCUGACCAUGAGGGCUCUCAGCUGCCUUUCCGCAGCAGCCGCAGCGCCGCGAGACGGAGGCGCAGAGUCCGUCAGAUGCAAGGACGGCGUCUCUAUGAAGCCGAUCUUCCUGAUCAUGACGAAGAUGAUUCUGAUGAUGGCUCUGGAAGCGAGUCUUCUGCGCAGUGGGCUACGACCCUUUACGCCACUCCUGGGCAGCUGAGAAACCUGCCCCCUCUUCCUCUCAAUCACUCGAACUACAUGGCCGACAAUGCUUCUAUUGCUCACCCCGUCAGUCCCGUCCCGGGCUCUCCUGUCCUUACAGAGUCUGGUUCGGAAGACUCUGAAAAUGGACUUAACAACGCUGUCUUCGAUGAUUCUGACAUCGACGAGGCUGCUUCCGACAUCUCUGAGGAUAGUCUUGCCGACGUCGUCCCCGAUCCUGGCGUCAUCGAAGCGAUUGCCCCUGUGGGUUCUGAACGAACUCCCAUCAUGACCAAGUGCGCUCGUAUCAUCACUAGAAUGAGGGCCAGAAUUGCGGAAAAUCCUGUCAACACCGUUCAAGAGCGCCGAAAUGCCAUUGAGACCAUCGGCGAGAUCUUUCCGCUGCGCCGACUGACUUACCGUGGGGGCCUUUUCACUCAAUUCCAGCCCCUCGGCCUGUGGCAUGAAGAAACCCUUCUUAGCAACAUAAGGACCUCGUUGGCACUGGAGCUGGUUUACAACCACCUGCUCGAGUGGUGCAAUACUGUCAGGGUCCUCAGGGAUCAAACGCGACAACUCAGUGACGAGGUCAGUGACGAGGAGUACAUCACUUCCGAGGAGUUCCUCACUGACGAAGAGGACUAG